AUGAUGGCUUCGUCUACAAAGACAAUUAGCUCUGGAUCAUUCGUCAACAAUAAUAGAAGAUUGUUGAGAGCUGAUACCAGAGACAGUGUAAUGCAUACCUAUCACGACGAGGAGAAACAAGGUCUUGUGGAACAUGUCAACUUCUUACUUAGGAAAGAUCAAAGACUGUCCACAAUCAUACCAAUCGAUCCACAAUCAGACUCAAUAUUCGCCUCACUAGCAGAUGGUGUAAUAUUAUGUAAACUUAUAAAUGCUAUUAGACCUGGAGUGAUCAAUGAGAAGGAUAUUAAGUUAUCCAACAAGUUGAACAUCUUUGAAAAGAAUGUCAACUUGGAUAUAUGUCUAAAGUCUGCCAGGACAAUUGGAUGUUAUGUGAUCAAUAUUGGUCCAACUGAUUUCCAUGAAGGAAAGAGACAUUUAAUAUUGUCAAUACUUUGGCAAUUGGUAAAGUUGGACUUGUUGAACAAGGUGUCAAGACUGGCCUCGAGGGUCAAGGCUGAGAUACUGGAUUUGGGUGCGAUGGAUAAUGUUGAUGAAAUGGUACCCGACGAGAUAUUGAUAAGAUGGGUCAAUCAUCACUUGGCCAAUGCAAAGUCUGAUCGUCGUGUGUCCAACUUUGCAUCGGACAUUCGUGAUUCAGAAGUGUACAUUAUACUAUUCAAUCAACUUGCACCAAAGACAUGUACGUUGGAUGCACUCAAUGAGCCAGACCUGUCCAAGCGCGCCACAAUGUUCCUCGAGUCUGCUGCCAAGAUUCAAUGUCGAAAGUUCAUCACUACUGAUGACAUUGUCAAUGCCAAUGGUCGUCUAAACAUCGCAUUCAUAGCAUAUGUGUUCAACAAGUUCAAUCAACUGGCUGAUGAGGAACCAGUCAUACCAUCCGAGGUGAUCAAGAGUGCCGACGAGAAGAUCGCCGCCAACACUGCCACCAUCGUUCAGAUUGAGAGCGCCAUCCAAUUGUACCAGAGUCGUGCCCAUGAGAGCAAGGAGAAGAUUGAUCAGAUGCGUCGUAGGAUCAACACGGUCAAGGUUGAGAACUUGAACAUCCAAGAGAAGUUUGAGGACAAGGCCAAGGACUAUGCACAUCAGUGGGACCAGCAACGUUCGACCUACACAGUUCAGGUGAAACAGCUGGAGGAGGAGCUGACCGUGCUCCAGACCGAGGCUCCAAUGACCGAAGAGCAGUUGCAGGAAGAAUAUGAGAAGGAGGCUGUCAUCAUCAAGCAGUUGGAACAUGAGGCUAUUGGACUAUCGAUGAACUUGGCUCAGAUAAAGGGUCAGGUACAAGUUGCCGAGUCUGACAGAAAGGAGUGCGAGGUCAAGUUGGACAGUGCCAAAGUGGACUUGGAGCGCGAGAUGUCUGUGUUGCAGGUAGAGAUGGAUGCUGUCAAGGCCAGGCUGGACGCCACUGGAAUCACCGAUGCCAAGAGGAAGCUAGAGCAGGCCAAGGCCGAGACCAAGCAGCUGAGUGUCAACAUUGAGGGAUUGAAGAAGGAGGAGAAGGUGUUGAUGCACAAGCUGUACGAUGCCCGCGAUGACAAGAAUAGGAUAGAGAGUGCAAGACGCAUGAUCCAGGAUCAACUGAACGCUGCCAAGGAGAACACAGACCGAGUGGUACGCACAAGGAUUGACACUGAGCGCGGUAUCGAUAGUGCCACGAGAAAUGUAAAGGAGCUAAAGAUGGAGGUGGAUCGAUUCAAAAACGACACUGUCUACAUCAAGAAACAGACCGAGGUCAUCAAGGUCGAGACCAAUGAUGUCGAAGAGCAUCUAGACACUUUGCGACGCGAGAAGAAGAGGUUGGAGAUCAAACGUGAAGAGAUCACCGAGGAGUUGAGCGAGAGGAAGCUGGACCUGGACAUUACAAUCACCGAGAAGAAGGAGUCUGUCAAGGCACUGCAGGGUGAACAUCGCGAGGCAUUGGGCAAGCUAAAGAGAGACUUUGAUCGUGACAAGAAUGAACUCUAUGAUGAGCGUGCCGAGAUGAAGGUUGAGAUGUUAAAGGCUACGACAGAGUUGGUCCGUGAAGCUUAUGCCACCGAGAACGUACAGAGAGAGGUGGAGGUCAUGGCUCAACACAACAGGUCAUACACACUUGACAUCCAUAUGGAGGGCAUCGAGCGACAGGUCACUGAGGAGAAGAUUGAACGCACGGCCAAGGAGAAGACCCGUACUCUGGAGCAAGUCGAGCUGGAGAAGCAACUCAAUCAAGAGUUAGAGAAGGCCAAUCAACAACUGAUCGACAGAAAGCAGAGACUGAGAAAGAGUCUGGAGCAGGCCAGUAUAGAGUUGUUGGCACAAGAUCGCCAGACAGUGCGACUGGACUCUGCCAAUGAUGAGUUGCGUUCAGGCAUCGAGGACACACAGACCGAGGGCAAGAGAGUGAUGAUCAGAAUGAUCGAGGAAGAGGCAGAGCUGGACAACAAAAAGUCGGAGCUCAGUGAGGAGAAGAGGAGAUUGAAAGGUGUCGAGGCUACAAUGUAUGAUAAGCAGAAGCAGGCGAUUGAGACUGUCGAUGUCAAGUAUGGCCGAGAGAUGCUAAAGUUGAACGCGAUCGAGUCAAUCAAGAGCAAGGAGCUUGGCAACAUUGAUCAACAGGUGGCACAGAUGGGCGCCAAGCAACUACGUCUGGAGAGUCGUCUGGAGCGCACAAGAGCUGAGCGCAAGACCGAGCAAGAGUUGUUGGAUCAUUCAUUGUCAGAGCGUGGCACUGCCGAGGAGAAGAAGAGAGAGUUGGAGCGCAAAUUGAUGGCUGCCAUGGUGAUGAUUGAAGAUGCUUCAAAGGAGAAGGAUGGAGCUAACUUAGAGAUGGAGGUCACUUCGAUGAAGCUGAAGAAGGUCAAGGAUGGCGCAUCGGUCGAGAGCAAGAGAGCACAUAGUAUGCUGGCCACAAAGAAGGAGAUGGAACAACGUCUGGCUCGUGUGGCAAAGGAGAUUGCCGAUAAGGAGUCCGAGGUGGAGGUAUGGCGCGAGGAGCAGGAAGACAAGUCACGCGCCGAGAUUGAAAGUGUGCGAGGUGUGUUGGCCAAGGACACCAAGAAGCGUCUAUCACAGAUUGAACAAGAGUUGAGUGAACAAGAAGAGAACCUGAUGAAGAAGAAGGAGGCCAAGAUAACAAGUAUCAGCAACAACAAUGCAAAGUUAUUCAAGGACAUUGUGAGAAUGGGAGAGAAGAAGGAAGGUUCAGUCACUGAACAAGAGCCAUCAACAAUGUCAUUCUGUCUAGGUUCAUCGAAUGGUAUGAUGAUGGAGUAG
Molecule: messenger RNA, 3255 nt
Organism: Acytostelium subglobosum LB1
Lineage: Eukaryota; Evosea; Eumycetozoa; Acytosteliales; Acytosteliaceae
Exons: 3
Coding region: 1-3255 (1084 amino acids)
Biological process (GO): actin filament bundle assembly; actin filament network formation
Cellular component (GO): actin filament; actin filament bundle; cytoplasm
Molecular function (GO): actin filament binding
Source: RefSeq, a predicted model, not a curated record